UCAAAUGAAUCCUAAAAAAUUUGUCCACAAUACUGCGUAUUUAGUUCAACCGCCAUAUAUUGCCGGUCACUACCUUUAAAAGAAUCCUUCGAUUACCUACAAGAAAGAAAACAAAAUGGCUGAAAACCAAAUGGCUAAAAACAAAAUGGCUGAAAACAAAAUGGAUGAAAACAAAAUGGAUGAAAACAAAAGGGAUGAAAACAAACUGGAUGAAAACCAAAUUGAUGAAAACAAAAUGUCCGAAAAUAAAAUGUCUGAAGAUAAAAGAACUAUUUUCCUGGAUUCGGGUGGGUUCGGACCCUGGAACUAUCUUCUACUCUGUCUCUCCUCACUUAGUUCCUUCCUGGCAGCCUUCUCUCAUCUAUCUAUUGUUUACCUGGCAUACCCUCCAACCUUUAACUGCAGUACAGUAAACAAUCAGGAGAUAAACAACAACACAUGCUUUAUACAACGGAACGAAGAUACUAAUGAUCCUUGUCUAAACUUUACCUUUGAUCAAUCAAUCUUUACCUCAACAGUAGUUACUGAGUAUAUCUUGGUAAGUACAUCUCAACAGUAG
This is a messenger RNA of Eurytemora carolleeae, 559 nucleotides long. RefSeq lists its product as uncharacterized. The record is from RefSeq and is a predicted model, not a curated record. NCBI's taxonomy places the organism in Eukaryota, Metazoa, Arthropoda, Copepoda, Calanoida, Temoridae. The coding region runs from base 116 to 559 and encodes 147 amino acids. The transcript has 3 exons.